AUGUGCCCCAGAGAAAGAAAAAAAGAUAUUUGAAAACACGACCAUAUGAUUUAUGGAGCAAAGGACAAAGGAUUUAGGGAGCAUGUGUGUGAAAAUCCUCUUGCCACACUGGGGAAACAAAUGGUUCUGUGUUAAGUCCCUCCAACUGCACUGUUCUUGGAGACCCUGACUGUUGUCUCUUUUCAUGGAAGCCAUGAUACUGAUUCAAUUUUUGUCCAAACCUGUUCAUGGAAGUAGAUAUCAAUUUAAUAUAGCACGGACAUGCCUGAGGACCGGCCACCAAAAGUCUCCUUUGCUCCAGUUAAUCCAAACUCUCAGAGGCUUCAGCUGGGAUAGACAAGAUGGAUGGAGUGUGAGGACUGUGAACAAGAGAAAGCAAUAAAGAUGGAAUGAAGGGAUAUAGCCUAUUGCACUCCUAUUUUUAGGGUGCUUUUUGUGUGUGGCAUAAGUAAACUUGCAUAUAGAUCGGAGAGAGAACACAGUAUAAUAAAGGAGAAAAGCAGUAUGAUGAGGACUAAGGCUGAGCCAGAGAGACUGUGUGGCAGAGAGAAGUACGAAUAAAACAGCCACUCAUCCCAAGGAAAGCAAGUAUGUGCAACACUGGAAAAAUCUGAAAAAUAGUUCCCAUUGGUGUCCUGACUCCUUUCAGGCAUUGUCUGUCUCUUCCCUGAAGUUGAAUUACUUAGGAAAUCAGAAGUCCUCUUCUGGUCUUUCUGGGAUCACCUAAUAAUUCUGGAAAACCUUUAUACUUCAAAGAUGAAUACUUACGAAAGGGAGAGAUUUCUUUUUAAUGAAAAAUGAUGAUCAAGGUGCACAUAUGACUUACCUGGGGUGAUUUAGAUUCCUAGAAGCAAGAAGUGUCACAAGAGAAACAGCUCCUGACAAAACUAUUGACGUCCUUGAGCAUUUGAAACGGAUGUGAGAGAGUUUUUAGACCUCAUGCAAAACAACCAACUAAACAUAACAGAUUACAUCAGCUCAGCCUUUUCAAUUCCUGGAUGGCAGCAGAGUGCUAAUCCAACCUUCAUCCUGGAUUUCAUAAACUGAAACAAGGGAGGCUGGCAGGAGCAGCGCUGCCGGAUUGAGGAAGCUGACGACGGUGCAACAUGUGGGCAACACACUGUAUAAAGCUCAUAAACUUGUAGGCUGAUGUGUGCAGCUACCACUUUGGAUUCUUUACGGCUGCUUCCCUCAGCAAGAGGCACCAGCAGGCUGAGCACUGAGACCUGCUCUCUGGGAUGGAGAUUUUACCCCUGCAAGACAUGAAGGGCUUCCUGUUCCUCACAUUCCUCCUGAUGCCCGUGCAUGCUGGAGCUUCUUGGAGCGCGAAAUACGCAGUGGAUUGCCCCGAUCCCUGUGACAGUAACGCGUGCAAAAGCACUGUGCGCUGUAAGCGAACAGUGCUGGAUGACUGUGGCUGCUGCAGAGUGUGUGCAGCUGCUCUGGGGGAGACUUGCUAUCGUACAGUCUCGGGUAUGGAUGGUGUCAAGUGUGGUCCUGGGCUGAAGUGCCAGUUUUACACUGAGGAGGAUGACUUUGGUGAUGAAUUUGGUAUCUGCAAAGAGUGUCCUUAUGGUACCUAUGGAAUGGAAUGCAGGAAAACCUGCAAUUGUCCCUCUGGCAUCUGUGACAGAGUAACAGGGAAAUGUUUGAAGUUCCCGUUUUUUCAACUGUCUGCUUCAAAGCCUCCAAAUCGACGAAAAAUAUCUUCACACACAGACAAUGACAUGGCAUCAGGGGAUGGAAAUUCUGUAAAAGAGGAAUUCGUUAAAGAGAAAGUUAUUCGCUCUCCAGUAAUGAAAUGGCUAAAUCCUCGCUGAUAUUUACUUACACUUGUAAGACUUUCAGGUGAAUGCAUUUCUCACAGAUUAUUGAAUAUGCAACAACACACUUUAAGAACAAAGUAGAUCUAUAACGUAUGAAAAUGUAAUCUCUGAAGGUCAAAUGUGACCAGUUUUUAGUGACAAAUGUUUACUUAAAAAUAGAUUGUACAGUGUAUAUGACUUUUGAUAUUUGUUUUGAUAAGUAUUUGAACAGAGAAAUGUAUUGUGGUUUUUUGAAUGUAUAGUAAUACUAAAAACCCAACAUGAUCAUUUAAAUAAUGCCAGAGGCUGACUCUUGCAGCCUGGGGCUGGGAAAGCUCUCACUGAAUUAAGGGGACAGUUUAGGUGAGUGAUACUAUUGGUGUGGAACACCAUGAAAGAAACACAGAUAAACUACACCUCUGAUGGAAGGAAACCCCCUGAAUCUUGAUAACAAUAACAACAGAAGCACAACAAUGUACAUUAAAUAAACCAACAUUAGUUGUUAAAAAUUUUCUAGUUUUUGGAAGUUUGGUGACAAUUCCUCAGAGAUAAAUAUGCCUUUCUUCAGUGAGAAAAUACCCAGCAUUUCAGUUCAUACAUUGUGAAUAACUUAGGCAAGACACUGCAGACAUAUAUUGUAUUUAGUUGGAUUUCUAACGUUAAAUUUUGUACAGAGAAACAGCAGAUUGGUAAAUUCUACCGAUUUGUAGAAGGGGAUCUGAAACAAAACAAGCUGCUUACCAUUAUUUAAAUAUAUAUGUUUCUAUAAACCAGCUAGUUGGUGUCAUUAAGGCAACGUCUGCAUUUCUUUGGGAAGAGCGGUGAGAGGCCAGCAAAGGAACCUUCAUAUUUUCCAUCUUCACUGCUAGCUAUGGCCCAGAUGUGACUCGCAGGGAGUUUAUUUGAUCCCGGGUAGGGAAGACUUGGACCCUCAGCAAGUGAUAGUGCAGCCACAGACUACAGUUUUGGUACCCAGUCCUUUGUUUAUCAAUUGCAUGAGCAAGUGGUCCCAUUUCAGCCAGGAGCAAAACUUAUAUGUGUUAGAGUGUUGCAGGAAUGGGCAGUCCCUCAUUCAGUCUAAAUUGGAGGAUACACGUGUAAAUCAGAAAUCACCACUGAGAUGGGUUUGCUAAUAUGUCUGGAAACAACCAGAUUCACAGAUAAUGAAAAUUGAUGUUGCUGGGUCAGAGUGAACCUGGAUUCCAUGAGUUUAGGAGCUGCCUUGUAACACAGAGUACGCUCAUUGGAAGUGUGGCUUGAUUUUAAUAUUUCCUUUGAAAUCCAUGUGAGCUUUGACAAUGACUUCAGUGAAAGAAGGAACACACAGUACAGUAGCCAGAGUUUAGUUCAGGAUCUGAAAGCAUACUUUAAAAACUAUGAACAACAGAAGCUCUAAUGCCCUUAAAGAGAUCCAAAGUCAACAUCUGUGGAAGCAGGUUGCUUUCACCUGGGAAAGCAGAGUGAAUCAUGCUGAUCUGCAACAAGAGGAUAAUGACAGCAGUAGACAUGCAAAUGUCAGGAUUAAAGUGCCAUGAUAAUUGGAGACAUAUAAACAUAAGUCUCAAACUAGCAUAAUGCCACAUUUUAACCUGUAUUGAAUGUUAGGGUCUGAGACGGAACAAUGUUAUCUUGGGCCAUUUACAAGCAAGUGUAUUGAUUCUAAUCUACUGAUAUCAAAAGUAAUUUUUUUCUUUAUUUCAGUGAGAGCAGGAUCAAACCCAUGGUCUUCCAGCAGACUGAUGAUAAAUAUUUAAAGAAUGUAGUAAAUAUUGCAUACAUUAUUAAUAUUUUGCAUCAGUGUCAUAAAUGACAUUAUGAGUUCUUGAAUGUAAAUCUAGUAAGUCAGUUGGUUUUAAAGAGUGUAAUAUUAUUAUUGUUCAAUAAAAAAAACAACUGAAAGCA
This is a messenger RNA of Corvus hawaiiensis (hawaiian crow), 3707 nucleotides long. RefSeq names its product endothelial cell specific molecule 1 (gene ESM1). The transcript is spliced from 5 exons. Gene Ontology annotation, cellular component: extracellular region. The coding region runs from base 1239 to 1820 and encodes 193 amino acids. NCBI's taxonomy places the organism in Eukaryota, Metazoa, Chordata, Aves, Passeriformes, Corvidae. The record is from RefSeq and is a predicted model, not a curated record.